AACAGUCAAGUCAACUACACACAAAUGGCUCGUACCAAGCAGACAGCUCGCAAGACCACCGGUGGCAAGGCCCCUCGUAAACAAUUGGCUGCUAAGUCGGCCGGGUCCAAAAAGACCAUUCACGCUCCUGCUGGUGGUGUGAAGAAACCUCAUCGUUUCCGUCCUGGUACGGUCGCGUUGCGUGAAAUUCGUCGGUACCAGAAGUCGACGGAACUUCUUAUUCGCAAACUUCCCUUCCAACGUCUCGUUCGUGAAAUCGCUCAGGAUUUCAAGACUGACCUGCGUUUCCAAUCGUCAGCGGUGAUGGCAUUGCAGGAGGCAUCCGAGGCAUACCUUGUCUCACUGUUUGAGGAUACCAACCUUGCUGCUAUCCAUGCUAAGCGUGUUACUAUCCAACCCAAGGACCUUGCCCUUGCACGGCGGUUGCGCGGCGAGCGUUCGUAGAGUUUUCUGUCCAGGAUAUUUUCGCACGUUAUCACUUGUAUCAUUAGUGUAUAUUUCAUAAUAAAUGCAAACGUUGCGUCCUCAA
Molecule: messenger RNA, 529 nt
Organism: Pisolithus orientalis
Lineage: Eukaryota; Fungi; Basidiomycota; Agaricomycetes; Boletales; Pisolithaceae
Product: histone H3
Exons: 4
Coding region: 25-444 (139 amino acids)
Cellular component (GO): nucleosome
Molecular function (GO): DNA binding; structural constituent of chromatin; protein heterodimerization activity
Source: RefSeq, a predicted model, not a curated record